Molecule: messenger RNA, 1629 nt
Organism: Symbiodinium sp. CCMP2592
Lineage: Eukaryota; Dinophyceae; Suessiales; Symbiodiniaceae
Source: the annotation of a GenBank genome assembly
AUGGGUAGAAAACGAAAAGCUGCUUUGGAAGAGGAUGCUCAUCCCAAAGGGAAGGGCAAAGCCAGAGUAGAGCCCCGUGUGGAGGAACAGCACAGCCCGUUGUUUUUGACUUUGGUGAAGAAGUUUGCUCUCGGCAAGAUUUCAGCCCCGGAGGUACAGGAAAUCGCCGAUGCGGCGGUUAAAUCAGGGUCGGAUGCUCCUGAUCUCACGAAGCUGCAGGUGCUGGGAGCCCAUGGGAAUUGGAACAAUAGUAUUCACAGGGACCUGAUGAGGACUUUGACCCGUGAUGGUACGAAAGCGCCAACACUCCGGGAAAUUUGCACACCUUGUGUGGUGACAGAUUCAUCUGGAGAGAAAGCCGUCAAAGAGAAGAACAUUCCAAUCAUGCUGCCGCAUGAAUGGGUCCAGGGUGGCCUUCUGGAAAGCUUGACAGCUUCCCCUGGAGACUUGAGAAAGUUCUGGUCACAACAACGCUGGGACAGCAAGCAGUUCCGACGACAAGCAGACUUUUUCAAUUCGCUGGAUUGGGAGCAAGAUUUGCCGAUCCCAUGGGUUCUCCACGGGGAUGCCGCCCCGUAUACUGAGGUGGAUUCGCUACAGGUUGUCAGUUUUCGCUGUAUGAUUACAUCCAAGAAAGUUGCUUGCUCUGAGUUUUUGCUCGCUGUGAUGCCGAAGCACGGUGCCGACCAGAAUACCUGGACCAAGCUGUGGGAUGAAAUCGCUGAUUCUUUUGUCAAGUUGGCUAAAGGCAAAUCUGGCAAAACAUCUUUGCGAAAGGGUAUCAUCAUGAGCAUCUCCGGCGACCUUGAAUGGUUCAGUGCUGAGUUUGGUUGGCCAACAGCUUCAUCCAACUUUCCAUGCCCAUAUUGUGGUGCUGACAAUUUGUUUGAUGAGGCGAAAUCGGUGGCACCGUUUACAGAUAUGAGGGCAACAGCCGCAUGGCGAGGCAUGCUUCGUGAUCCUGAUGAAACAGAGAUGAAGCCACAUGCUUUGUGGCGAGUGCCAGCGGUUUCGUUUUGGACAAUGAAAUUGGAUCUGCUGCACAUGGCAGACCUGGGGCACAGACUGCCCAAGCUCAACAAGACUGACAUUGUCACUCCGAAAGGUUAUCCCGUGCUCAAACACAUCAAGGGUCGCAAAGUACGUCAUUUCGCUGGGGUAGCCGUGGCAAUGGCCAAACUUUACAGCAAAAGCAAAAAGGGCCAGCACAGGCUUGCACUAUGCCAAGCCGCCGAAACGUUUUACAACAUUUGCGAUCGGCCAGAGUGGGUGUAUGAUGACCGAACACACAGACAGCUGGAGAGAUGCAUCGCAGCUUUGCUUUCGCACUACGGUUGGCUGGCCAAAAACGCCAUGCAGCUUGGGGUCAUGCAAUAUUCGAUCGUUCAAAAGCAUCACCUGUUGGCCCACUACAGUGACCAGUGCUGGUCCAUGUCUCCACGCUGUUGUUGGGCUUACGGCCCGGAGUCGUUUAUGGGUAUAGUGAAAAGGAUCGCCGUGGCAUGCUGUCGAGGUACUCCCGCACACAUGCAACCGAAGAAAAUUUUGCAGAAGUUUUCGUUGUCCUUUGACCUGCUCUUAAAGGGCUGGCUGCAGUUGGAUGCCGAGAAGGAUGACGAGACCGAGUGA